AUGAGCUCUUCCGACGACGACGCACCUCUUGCGAGGUCUAACGGACACGUUUCUGCAUCGAGAAUUUCGAAAGCCGACGACAUCGACAUGGACAGAACCGCAUCCAAGGCAAGAGCGGCCCCGCCUGGGCUCUCCAUCCGCCAUGGCCCUGUGGACGACGAUACUAUGGAUGUCGAUGGCCCAUCUACGAACGGCAAGCGGAAGUCACGUUCAUCUUUGCCCAAGGUCAAUUACAAGGACGAAAGCGAAAGCGACGAUGACGCCCCUCUGGCCAAGCGACAAAAGACGAAGACCAAGGCACCAGAGACAGAUUCGGAUGAUGAGCCGCUCACCUCAAGGAGGGGUAAGAACCUACCUCCUUCGUACAAGGAGACGGCUCUCCCCGACGAAUCCUCCGACGAUGACCAGCCCUUGGGUGCCAGGCUUGCAAAGAAGAAGGCCGACAUCGAGAAGGCAGCCGCCAAGGAAGCUCGCAGCAUCCGUGCCAACGAGGCUAAGGCAAAGAAGGCUACGCCGAAAAAACCUGUCAAGGACGAAUCAUCCGACGACGAGCCUUUGGCCAAGUCAGCGAUCAAGAAGCGCCAAUCGAACGGCGCCGGGUCUACCAAGAAAAGGCCGAACGGCGUGAAGGCUGAAUCAGAUUCCGAUGAGCCCAUUGCGAAAAAGGCAGCCAAGAGGGCCACCCCAGCCAAGGCUACAGUGGCAAAAGGUAAGGCUGCCGCAAAAGCCAAGCAAGAGAGCGAGGCCCCCGAGGAAGACGAAGAGGAGGAGUACGAGUGGUGGAAGGAUCCCAAGAAGGAGGAUGACAGCGUCAAGUGGACCACAUUGGAACACAACGGAGUCAUGUUCCCGCCCGAGUACCAGCCCCUUCCAAAGAAUGUCAAACUGGUCUACGAUGGAAAGCCAGUCAACCUUCCAAUUGAAGCCGAGGAAGUUGCCGGCUUCUUUGGGGCCAUGCUGAACUCCAAGCACAACGUCGACAACCCUGUAUUCCAAAAGAAUUUCUUUGAUGAUUUCAAGGCUGUCCUGAAGGAGUCAGGCCACGCGACUGACAAACAGGGCAACAAGGUCGACAUCAGAGAGUUCUCCAAGAUGAACUUUGAGCAAAUCUUCCAAUACUACGAGCAGCAGAGCGCCAUCAGAAAGAACCGGUCCGCGGCGGAGAAGAAGGCGGCAAAGGCUGAGAAGGACGAAUUGGAGGCCCCGUUUAUGUACUGCAAGUGGGACGGACGCAAGGAAAAGGUUGGCAACUUCCGUGUCGAACCUCCGAGUCUCUUCCGCGGCCGUGGCGAACACCCAAAGACCGGAAAGCUCAAGAAGAGAGUGUAUCCUGAGCAAAUUACCAUCAACAUUGGCAAGGAUGCCAAGGUUCCGGAACCCCCCAAGGGCCACAAGUGGAAAGCGGUUGUCCACGACAACAAGGCUACUUGGUUGGCUAUGUGGCAGGAAAACAUUAACGGCGCUUACAAGUACGUGAUGCUGGGUGCCGCCAGCGCCAUCAAGGGUCAGAGUGACAUGAAGAAGUUCGAGAAGGCGCGCGAGCUGAAGAAGCACAUCGACAAGAUUCGCAGAGAUUACACCAAGGAUCUCAAGAGCGAGAUUAUGGCUGACCGACAGAGAGCCACGGCCGUGUACCUGAUCGACAAGUUCGCUCUCAGAGCUGGCAACGAAAAGGACGCCGAGAACGAAGCUGAAACCGUCGGUUGCUGCUCCCUCAAGUAUGAGCACAUCACCCUGCGAGAACCCAACACCGUCAUCUUCGACUUCCUCGGAAAGGACAGUAUUCGGUUCUACGACGAGGUCACGGUCGAAAAGCAGGUUUUUAAGAACCUCAAGCUCUUCAAGAAGCCGCCAAAGACAGACGGCGACGACAUCUUCGACCGCCUGACUACGACGCAGCUCAACAACCACCUCAAGAAUUACAUGCCGGGUCUGACAGCGAAGGUAUUCCGUACCUAUAACGCAUCCUUCACCAUGUCCAACCUCCUUCAAAAGCUGGUUGAUCACAAGAACUUGACGAUCGCGGAGAAGGUCAAGCUCUACAACGACUGCAACCGUGAGGUCGCCAUCCUUUGCAACCACAAGCGCACUGUGGGUGCCGCCCAUGAGGCUCAGAUGGAGAAGCUCGGUGAUCGUAUCAAGGGUCUUCGAUACCAGCAAUGGCGGACGAAAAUGAUGAUGCUUCAGGUGGACAGUAAGGUGAAGAAGAAGAAGGGCGCAGACUUCUUCGCUCGUCCGGAGGACUUGACCGACGAAUGGAUUCUUGAACACCAGAAAUUCUUGGUGGAAGAGCAGCGUAGCAAGAUCACGAAGAAGUUUGAGAAGGAUAAUGAGAAACGCCUCGCUGAAGGAGAGAAGCCGUUCCCCGACAAGGAGCUUAAGGAGCGUCUCAAGGCAGCAGAUGAACUUGCGGCGAAGUUCAAGAAGGAGAACAAGUCGAAGAAGGUGGAGCCGGAAGGCCGGAGUCCCUCAAUCGAGAAACUCGACGAACAGGUGAAGAAGUUUGACGACAGAGUCAAGACCUUGGAGCUACAGGCUGCUGAUCGUGAUGGUAACAAGGAGGUCGCCUUGAGCACCUCUAAGAUUAACUACAUUGACCCUCGCCUUACUGUCGUCUUCGCAAAGAAGUUCGACGUUCCUAUUGAGAAGUUCUUUUCGAAGACGCUCCGUGACAAGUUCAGCUGGGCUAUCAAGUCCGUUGAAGAUGAUGACUGGGAAUUUUGA
Molecule: messenger RNA, 2724 nt
Organism: Colletotrichum graminicola M1.001
Lineage: Eukaryota; Fungi; Ascomycota; Sordariomycetes; Glomerellales; Glomerellaceae
Product: eukaryotic DNA topoisomerase I
Exons: 4
Coding region: 1-2724 (907 amino acids)
Biological process (GO): chromosome segregation; DNA topological change; DNA replication
Cellular component (GO): chromosome; nucleolus
Molecular function (GO): DNA topoisomerase type I (single strand cut, ATP-independent) activity; DNA binding
Source: RefSeq, a predicted model, not a curated record